CCUCAUUUUGGCUGGCCACUGACGUCUCUGUCUGAACUUGAUGUCUCGUCAUUAGCUUCCACUGUGUUUAUUAAACUUUAUUUCACAUUUCGUUUUUUUUCGCUGACGAGAUUAUCCAUUCAUCAUGUAUGCAAAAUCUUCUUUGGUUUGAAUUGCGAAAUGUACAUGCCAUGCAGGAGCUGACCUCAGGAUCUUACAGCAAUAGAGGCCCACUUACAUCUGGCGAGGAUGUUCUAGCUACCAUCCUAAGCAAAGAAGAGUUAAGUGAUAGACAUCUCGCAAGCAAGCCAGAAACUGGAUUCAGCAAUACUGGCUUCGAAUUUAGGCACCAGAUUGGAUCACUGUGUCCGAUGCACCAUGAACCUUCUAUUGGUGAGUACCAGGAUGGACAGCAGGAGUGGAAGUAUGAGAAUAACCAGCUGAACAAAUGUGUGGAGAUGGUUAGCUUCACUAGAGAGGGCAUUCAAGUGAUUCACGAGGGAGAGGGUGCUGUGAACCAUGUCAGCACAGAUGGCACUCAAGUGAUUCAUGAGGGAGAGGAUGUGCUAAAUACUCCGCUGAAACCAGUGUGGGCGGAUGAAGAUGCAAAGCUGGUGAUCAGAGGCCAAUGCACGGUUGCAGCAUUGGCCUUGAGGCAGGAGGUAUAUGUUUUGAAGAAAGCAUUGCAAGAAGAAAGAGAGGAGCAUGCACGACUGGUUAUCGCACUGAGAACUACAAUUCGGAAGCUGCGGGAGGGAAAGUGGAGGAAGACGCUGGAGGAAUCCGAUCAUCAUGCUCUUUACUCAUCAAAGGAAGGGGAAUUUGCCUCAGGGGUAGCAGGGGCAAUUGGAGACCUCUUGGCAGCAGGGAAAAUGGUGGGAGCAUUUGAAAAUGACUGCGAUGAGGAAGGUAUGGGUGUAAUUCAAGGACAAAGGAGCAGGGAGGGACUGGAUCUCUGGGCUUCGAUUGUAUAUAAGAAUUGUGAAACAUUGUGCAAGGAGAUGACAGCUGCAGAGUUCAGACUUGAGGAAAUGGCGAGAGAGAUAAGAACCAGAGUUGACAUAUCAACCAAUCUCCUGAACGAGGAGUUUUGUACAAUAGCAGAGAAUGGCAUGCUGAUGGAAAGGAAGAUAGACAGUCUUUUGGAUGCCGCAGCAGCAAUUAAGAUGGAGACGAGAGGUUUUGAAAAGAGACAGUCUGAGAAGGAAGUUUUGAAGAACCAACCACGGGGAAAUUGGGAGAGGGUUAUCCUUUGGCAACGCGUGAAGAGUGUUAUCAGAGACUUGAAGCGUAUGCACAAAGACGAGUCAGCAGGUCUGUGGAUGAAUCAGAAAGAAAUGGAGCACAUUAUGGAAGAAGAAAGGGAGAAGCAUCAUGAGGCCUUGCAGGCUCUUGAGCGGAGGGUCAGUGAGAAAGAAGCUCGUGUGAAUGCACAGCGGGAGCAAGUACGAGAGCUGGUGGAGAAGUGGGAAAGGGAGAGAAUGGAUGCAGAGAGAGAAAUGGAAAAACGGUUAGGGGAACUGAGGCUGGCUACAGAGAAGCGGAUGGCAAUCAUGGAAGGCCAUGCAAAUGACCUACGAGUGAGGGGAGAAGAGGGAGUCAGGAUGAUGAUGGAAGAGAUGGAUAGGUACAAGCGAGCUAGGGACACAGAGGCAGCUGCUCUGAAGGAGAGAAUAGUGAGGCUGCAGGAUAAGAUCGGAUUGCCCACAUGUGGUAGCCAGCCUUACCAUAAGGAACCUCUUAACACAAAAAGAACCGGAGGGCCACGGAAGACAGCAGCGGGGCUUUGGAGAAGAGGAGGAUCACCCCAUAUGGUGCGAUUGCAUGGUAAGGUACGCCACCUCAAAGGAGGUCUGAUGGGCUCCGGUCCAGUUCACAGCAGGGGGUCUACACUUGGGCAUAAUCAGGGUAAGACACUACCAAGGAAAGAAGACAAAAAACAGGAAACAUUCGACCAACACACUGCAUCCUUGCCAACGAGGUGCUUGAAGAAAGUUCAGAAAUGUAAGCUUUCAAAAGGCCGUACAUAUCGAGAUCCCACAACGGUGAGAGGUGGAAAGAAGGUUACAUUUUGUCAACAACUUGAAACGGAGGCAAUGGGAAACAGGAGGUCAAGUCAAGACCAAUUUACAUUGAUGGACAGUUUGAAUCCUGUGAGAGAAUCAGAUGCACAUGGGGUGCCGGUGGAACCAGGAGCACCCUCUGGGCGGAGGAGACAACAUCAUGAUCAUCGUGCUAAAGGAAGAACUGAGUACCAUGGCAGGGUCAGUGCAAACAACUGUGGCGAAGUGUGGAUGCAGGAGCUAGAGGAGUGGAUUGAACGCAUAAGAGGAGAUACCAUGACAGUGGCAGCAGAGGCAGGAGAGACGGAAUUAUCUGUCUUGGCAGGGGAGCUAGCUUAUGAGAGAAGUGAAAGGGAGGCUGCUGAGCGGCAACUGAAAAGAUCCAUGGCAGCAACUGAACGACUGACAAGGCGGCUGCUGACAGUCAAGGGACAGCUGCUUGUAUGUACUCUGCAAUGACAUUACCCAUGACCUUUGCAAGUAAUGA
Molecule: messenger RNA, 2529 nt
Organism: Chara braunii
Lineage: Eukaryota; Viridiplantae; Streptophyta; Charophyceae; Charales; Characeae
Source: the annotation of a GenBank genome assembly